AAGAAACCCCACACAAAAGCGCCCUGUGCGUCAUGAUGAAGGAAAGCCAAAAUGAAAAGAAAACACCUUUCAUGGAUUUACAAAAAGGCGAUGAUCAGAAACUGCAUCGCCUUUUCAAGAGUUCGGAGCAAGAAUGGGACUCCAUAAAACGGUCCAGACCAAGAACACUCCGUGGAAGUUCCGCAGAUUCUUGCUCCAUCUUUAAAGCCCUCCAACUGCUCGACGAUUCUCCCAAAAGUCUCAUGUCUUCGCUUCAAAAGGGAAGACGGUCUCAUCCAUCGGAGGGGUUGACGAAAUGGAAAGUGAGGAACAAUGACCUGGCAGCGCUGGAGAUUCUCAGGGAGAGAAGAGCGGCGGUUGAAAGCGGUAACUUGAAGGGACGUCGGCUUUUCGAGGAAGUGGAGGAUGUAACAGAGGUGGAAUUCGGAGAUGGAACGUGCAGUGGCUGUUGGGAUAUUGGAAUUGUCCCACCAGAGAGCGAGGUGAGGUCAAUUGUUUCUUUUGAUUCGGAUGAUGAUGAUGAUGAUGCAGAGAAUGAGAAUGAGAAAGAAAAUGAAAAUGGGGAUGGAAAGGAGUUUUUCUGCCCUCUGUGUUGUCAAUAUGGUUCCAAUUCAUCAUCCUCUUCUUCUUCUCCUCCUGUUUUGCACUCUGAGAAUGCAGAGGAAGAACCUACCGUGCCGAUUGCAGUAGAGAGGAGGAGGAGAAAAACAUCGGGGAAUGCCAUGCUUUUUUCGCUUGUUGUUUUGCUAGUGGUGGGAUUUUGUUUUAUUAUGAGUAGAAAAUCUGGUGGAUACGUGGGUGGGGAGGUAAUUCUCGUGCCCACAUGAACAUGAAAUUUCUGUUUUAUUAACUUCAAAUCAGAUCCAUUCUUGGGUAGAGCCUGCCGACGUCGUGGUGUGGCGAAGAAGGGUAUUUCUUCAUGUAUUUCUCAGGGAUUAAAUUGUUCGUUGACAU
Molecule: messenger RNA, 954 nt
Organism: Rubroshorea leprosula
Lineage: Eukaryota; Viridiplantae; Streptophyta; Magnoliopsida; Malvales; Dipterocarpaceae
Source: the annotation of a GenBank genome assembly